AUGAGGACUAGGCAAACAGUGGCCUUUUUGGGACAGGCCUUCAGACUCAUAGCCUCCAAUAUGCUAGUGCUGGGGCAUCCUGUGGGCGGUAAGUCAGCUCCAUGAGUCUGGAGGCAGAGGCAGAGCUAGUCUGGACAGCAACAGGGCUAAAACACAAGGGGUGGCUGCGAGGGGAGUGAGGGAAAGUGGCAAUAGGCUGGGUACCCAGCAUUCAAGCUUGUUUGCCUGGCAGUGGCUUUCUCUGGACCUUGGAGUUUUAUAUGAUGCCCAAGUACAGGGCCGCGGGUGGCGCUGUGGGUUAAACCACAGAGCCUAGGACCUGCCGAUCAGAAGGUUGGCAGUUUGAAUCACCACGAUGGGGUGAGCUCCCGUUGCUCAGUCUCUGCUCCUACCAACCUAGCAGUUCGAAAGCACAUCAAAGUGCAAGUAGAUAAAUAGGUACCGCUCUGGCGGGAAGGUAAACGGCGUUUCCGUGAGCUGCUCUGGUUCACCAGAAGUGGCUUAGUCAUGCUGGCCACGUGACCCGGAAGCUGUAUGCCAGCUCCCUCGGCCAGUAAAGCAAGAUGAGCGCCGCAACCCCAGAGUCGGUCACGACUGGACCUAAUGAUCAGGGAUCCCUUUACCUUUACCGGGCAUGACAUAAGGAACCAUGAUUUGCUCCUAGAAAAUUAGAAACCUCUGUAAUGAUUCCAUGUAGGGCGGCUCCCAUCUUUGUUUUGAAGGACCAGGACAGUGUCAGUAAUUUCUAUACAGCAUCCUUGCAGUAGUAAUUGUUGUUGUUGAUUUGUUGUUGUUGUUGUUAUACCGUUCAUGUACGUGCCACUUUACAGACUUUCGAAAGCAAAACACAGACAGAAGCUUACAAUGAAAAAUCAGUGAUGAGGAAAAUGACAGCGCAAGGGAGAUAGGAUAAAAAUGAAGUGUCAGCAAACAUAUUUACAUUCCAAUCCUAUAGACGAGGGAAAUUGUUGGACUAUAAUUCCCAUCAUCCCUGACCACAGGCCACUCUGCCUGUGGCUGAUGAGAAUUGGAGUCCUGCAACAUCUGCAAAGCCAUAAAAGUUUAGAUUUUUGUGUCUGUGUUUUAAGCUUAAUUACAUCUGGGAAUGAGUACUGAGCCAGAGUCCUCAUGGAAAAUGUUUCCUUUUAGGGAGCAAACUGAUGGAAGGGGUGGCGGCGGCACCACAGACAUGUUUAGGGAAGGGAUUUAGGAUGCAAAGCAGAAACUGAGUGUGAGUGGAACCAGAGAGGCGACUUCAGCAGUUUGGGAAAGUCAAGGGCAGGGAUGGGAAGCCUCAGGGUCUUGGGCCAGAUGUGUCCCUCCAGACUUCUCUUUCUGGCCUUCAGAACUCUCCCCAGCCCACACCCCUUUCUAACCCUGCUGCUUUGCACCCUCCUUGAAUGUUUUUGCCUGGCUGGAAUGUGUCUUUGACCUCUGACAAUGCCUCUUGCUUGUCUGGAUACAGCAGGGGUAGCCAACCUUUUUAUACCUACCGCCCACUAAUGCAUCUUUCUUGAUGGUAAAAUUUCUUUACUACCCACUAGUGCUUGAUGGAAGGAGGAUUCAACUUGUGCCGUAGAACCCCCUACCUUCCACCUAGAAUCCUGAAAUACCCACUAAUGGGCGGUAGGGAUCAGGUUGACAACCCCUGGGAUAGAGGCUAGAGAGGAGUACAUGUGAGUUUGUGUACAGAGGCGAAAGUCACAUUGGUUGCUCUGCUCAGUUUUACCUCUGGCAUGUGGUCCCUGGAAAGUUGCCUAGAAAGGAAUGAAGCCCAUGGAUUGAAAAGGCUUCCCUGCUCCUGGUUAGGGGUUUUGGCUGGAUUUGGAAGCAGAACCCCCAGCUCAGGUGCGAAGCCAAGUGCAUAACCUGUCUGUUCCAUCAAGGUAAACAUCUCUGUUCUUCCUCUUCUGAAGCUGGGGAAAUGGCUUCUCUUCCUGCGUUUUUCUGAAAGCAAACAAAACAAAAAAACCCAUAUCCAACCAAGCUAUGUUUUGUUUUGUUUUCCUGCAAAGUUAGCAAAAGGAGUUCUCUGCCUAGGUAACAGCAAGGAAGACUGGGUGGAAGUCUUGCUAAGGAAGUGCAAGGGUGACAGAGGUGGAUUUUGGGGAACACGACUAGUUUGCCCACACUGGGCAUUGAGUUCAGAGGGCACCGCAACAAUGAUAAGAGGCUGGGGCAGAGGGCGUCAAAUUUUGGCGUUGCGGAGGGAUUUAUUCAAAUUCAAAAGCCUAAAGUCUGCUGCUGGCUAAGCAUCCCUUUGCCGCAUGCACAAGUUGGUUCCUGGGCAGACAAGUUUCGAUGUGGAAAGGGUUCUGCUCCUUGCAGCUGGAAGCUUUCCGAACCUUGCGGCUCAACAGAUGUGUGGACCUAUUUAAUCCUGAUGCACUCAAAUCCACCCACCCCUCCAUUCCUGUGAACAGAUGCAGCCUUAAAGGUGCAAGUCAUUCAUCACCACUCAUCAUAUCUGCCACAGAGAAGCCUCGUCAAGUCUCUCCUUCCCAAGGGCAUGACCUCUCCCCUGCUUGAAAAUGGUAGGUGAGGUAUUUCUCUAAAAUGCUUUUUUUUAAAAACCGCUAAUGUGGACCAUCAACAGGGAACCAGGCAUCCCAGAAGAAGGGAGUAGAGGGUGCUAGGACCCCUCUGAGACUGGGGGACUGAGGCCCACCUACCCCUACCUCCCCCAUCCCUGGAUAAUCAAUCUACAGCUGCUAUAAUCAAAGCUAAUUCAUAAGGAACCCCCAAAAAAGCUAAUUCAAGAGGGAAGGGUGCAGCCUAAGGAGAUAUUUGGUCAUAUAAAUGAGGAGUAGGGAACCUUAAGCCCAGGGAGUGAAUAUGCCCCCCCCCCCGGCAUCUCUGUUUGGCUCUCAGAACUGCCCCCAGGCCAUAACUGGACCUGCUCCAUGCCCCCCCUCGAGUGCUUUUAACUGCUGGGAUGUGUCUCUGAUCUGUGGUGAUGCCUCAGAGGAUGCGUAGGGUAAGGGGGACUGUGUGCAGAAACAUCUGGAUUUUGUGUGGCUGUGGGCUAUUGUACAAAGGCAGGAAUCGCGUCCAUUGCCCUGGCUCCAACUUACACUGGCAUGAGACUGCCAAUGGAAAAUGAAAAAAGUUCCCCUGGUGGGAACUGGAGUCCACCAAUAUUAGGACCAUGUUUUCUUCUUCUACUGUAGAUGCUACGAGUAGUAGUGAAAAUGAAGACCUUCCUAGGUUCUAUUGAUGCUUGUUAAAGUAUUGUCAGUCAUCUGGAAUAUAUACAUCCUUUCAAUAAAUGGGAAAACAUUGGAGUAUGAGGAGACGAAUGGGGAACUUGCAGCCCUCCAGGUGUUGACGGAUUCCAGGUUCUAUCAUCUACAGCCAGCAUGCCCAAUGGUCGGGGGGUGGAAAUUGUAGUUGGAAAUUGUCAACAUCUGGAGGGCAUCAAGUUCCCCACCUCUGGCUUAGGAGAAAAUGAACGAGUUCUGCAAGCAGGUUUCACUCAGGGGUUGUUUGGGUGGGUUGUUCCUCUUUUAAUUUAGUUUCAGCUCUACAGAAAUCACUCAAGCCUUCCCAGUGAAAGCAGUGACACAUCCAGCUCUGGCCUGGGCAGCAUCAUCGAAACCCCCAAACACAUCCUCUACUCAGCUUGCAGUUUACCUCACACCUUGGAUGACUUGCUGGCCGGGCUGUCAGUUCCGAAGAAAGCCCCUCGCAGGCCCCCGCCAAGCCGCCCUCGCCGCAGCAGCAGCCCCAGCGUCCCUGUCGACCUGGACAUGAGCGACGGGGAGACCAGCCUCUCCGACAGCGGCUCGGAGUCUCCUGUGUGUGUGGAACUGCCGCCACAGCCCUUCAUCCGCGAGCACACCGUCAGCAGCACCAGCGCUCAGGUGGGGCCUCCUGACACAAAAUGGCCUCCUCUGCAUUGCUAGGUUACUGUGACUGGAGAGCCAGGUCUCUCUUUGAGCCAAAAGCUGAACUCCUCUUCAACUACCCCACUGGGUAAAUGGGGGUGCAACAUUUGAGCAUAGAUAGAUCACAUUUAGUGCACCUCUGAGGAACCUAUAUUGUUACAUGCACCCCAACCCUAUGAGACGUGAGAGAUUUCGGGGGCUCCAGUGCUUGUCUAAGUGUCUGUGGAAUAAGGUUUGAGGAGAGUGACUGGAGCCUUGUAUCAAAUGGGUUGUUGUUGUUGCUGCUACUGCUAUUUCGAUUUAUAUACUGCCCUUUAUCAAAGGAUCCCAGGGUGGUGUACAACAUUAAGAACACAUUUUAUGGAGCAUAAUAAUUAAAGCAUCAUAAAAAGCAUCAUAAUAGGCAGCAUCAUAAUAAAAUCAUCACAAUAGCAGGCUAUUUAUAUCAGGGAUGGGUCCAUAUGCUACUAAACUACAACUCUCAUCAUCCCUGGCCAUUGGCCAUGCUGGCUGGAGCUGAUGGGAUAUGGAGUCCAAGAACUUCUGUAGAGACUACAGAUUCCCCAUCCCUGAUUUAUACACGUACACAGGUUGAGCAUAGGUGGAAAAUACAGAGGUCCCAGGUGCAAUGCUCCCCAUCAGAUUUCUAAUGGAACUGCCAGAGCCUUUUACAGUGCCUUUUACAGAGAGCAAUUCAGCCCUCUGUAUCCUUUUGUCCAUUGAUUCUCCAUCAGUCACAAAAACAUCUGCAGGUUGAUCGCUUCCUUCUCUUUUAACCCCUCUCCCUGCUUACUGGGGUUGGGGACAAUAAGGCUUAGUCAUCGCUCUUCAUCCUUUUUCUGAGCCAUCUUAACUCCCAUCGAAACACAUCACCUGACUGCCACCGGCUAUAAAUAGUCUUCUUUCAGGCCUUAAGACGUGUUGCCUCAGGAUAAGCCACCCUUGACAGCUCUGCUCACAGAAACCUUAAGAGCAAAAACUUCACACAAGGAAUCCCAGUGGGUCAUCCAGGCCAACUGCCCUCCAAGUGCACAGCAAUAGUCUUCAGUUUCAAGUGCCAGGAAAUUACUGUGUUUGGAAUAUAGCUUGUAUUGGACAGUGGCAUGGUUUGCACAUAAAGCUGAGCUAAACCAUGACUGUACAAGAAGGAACGAGUGUGCCAUUGGUAUUCAUAGCAAAAAUCACAGCUGCUUCAUUCCUCUCCCUGCUGCUGCUGCUUCACUACCAGGAGCAAAACUAUGUUUUGGCUUAUCAUGGCAUCCAAAACCAGGCUUGUAGUUUGUCUGCCCCCAAGACAAACAAUGAGUGGUUAGCCAAGAACUUACAACGCGGGUGGUGCUGUGGUCUAAACCACUGAGCCUCUUGGGCUUGCUAAUGGGAAGGUCAGCGGUUCAAAUCCCAAUGACGGGGUGAGCUCCUGUUGUUCUGUCCCAACUUCUGCCAACCUAGCAGUUUGAAAGCACACCAGUGCAAGUAGAUAAAUAGGGACCACUGCGGCAGGAAGGUAAAUGGCAUUUCCACACGCUCCGAUUUCCAUCACUGUGUUCUGUUGCACCAAAAGCGGUCUAGUCAUGCUGGCCACAUGACCCGGAAAGCUGUCUGUGGACAAACGCUGGCUCCCUUGGCCUGAAAGCGAGAUGAGCACCACAACCCCAUAGUUGCCUUUGACUGGACUUAACUGUCCUGGGGUCCUUUACCUUUACCUUUUUUUUAAAGCCAAGAACUAACACUUGGCUGCAGGGUCCAGCAUUAAGCCGCACACUGCCAAAUUCAGGUUGCACAGUUAUAGUUGAUUGGGAGGUGUUGUGCAACCAACUCGCUUCCCGGAGAGACUGGACAUCUUGUGCUAAGAGAAAUGUUGGGGAAAUGCACUGGAAAGUGUGGAGCAGCACUUGCUAACCUCCCUACAAACAAGUCAGGGUGAAUGUUCAAUAGACAGGCUGCCUGGAAGCACCCCUAGUAUUUUCUGCUAUAUCAGAGAAGACUAAGGCUACCUCUUGGUGAAUGUCCCUUAAGGGCAGUGGAGGCUGGUUGUUGUUGUUGUUUAGUCGUUUAGUCAUGUCCGACUCUUCGUGACCCCAUGGACCAGAGCACGCCAGGCACCCCUAUCUUCCACUGCCUCCCGCAGUUUGGUCAGACUCAUGUUUGUGGCUUCGAGAACACUGUCCAACCAUCUCGUCCUCUGUCGUCCCCUUCUCCUUGUGCCCUCAAUCUUUCGCAACAUCUGGGUCUUUUCCAGGGAGUCUUCUCUUCUCAUGAGGUGGCCCAAGUAUUGGAGCAUCAGCUUCAGGAUCUGUCCUUUCAGUGAGCACUCAGGGCUGAUUUUCUUAAGAAUGGAUAGGCUUGAUCUGGUUAGGAGGCUGGUACAUUAGGGUAAAGAGAUCACUGCCCAGCCAACCUCCAUCUGUCUUCAACCAGCCACCACCUGUCCACCAUCUUCCUUACAACCAGCCCCAGGGGUGGCCCUGAAUGCCAGCUUCCUCCUCCUUACUUCCUGCAGAACUCAACAGGGUAGAGGAUGGGGGACAAAACUAGAAUCAGCUGGGUUUGUUCUGGCUCCACUUACUACUGGUCUCCUUGUUUUCUGUCCCAUAAAUCCCAAUGGGCACCAGCCACCACGGUUCCUCCCUGCACCAGUGAAAGGACCCCUUUAGCACCCACUUCCCUGAAGAUGUUGGGAUCAAGUGAAAGAGCUCAUCUCCUAGCUUUCUGCAUGAUGCCCUUUUUCUCUCCUCCAUAGGUUUCUUGGUCAGGCCCACACAACGGGGAGUUGAUUUCCUUCUAUGAGCUGCAACUGCAGGAGGCCAGGCUGGAUGGUCAAGGCAAGAACAUCCAUUGGUUUUGCUCGCAGACAGAAGAGCACCUGGAGAAUCUGACUCCUGGCACUACGUACUUGCUCCGCGUGAGGUCUCUCAAUGUGGCAGGUGCUGGGAGGUGGAGUGCACCCUACAAGGUGAGCACAGUCCUCCUGGUGGGGAGGUGGGUGCACGUACCAUAGAGUUGGGCAUCCAAAGAAUGUAGAAAGGCACACCCGUUGCACUUUCACCCAAAGCCCAAUUCAGGGAUGCUGACCCUGGUAGAAAAGUCAGAACCAUUGAUAACAGCAAAAAGGCACAUCAGAGGUAAAAUGAAAUAGAGAAUAAAUGGAAGAAUUGUUCAUAUUUGUAGCAUUUUGAUUUUUAAAAAAAUUAAAUGUGCAGGAGGUACGGUAAACAAGUGCUUUUUAAGACACAAACAGACAGACAGAGAAACCUGCAGGCUUUGGUGAAUAAAGCACUGUCAAUGAAUUAUAUGCCAGUUUUAACCUUUGGCACUCUGUUUUGCAAAGCCCUAAGCCAAUCCACAUUUUCAACUGUAGUUAGGGGAAUCCGGUAAAUAAAUAAAUAUUAGUAGUACAUGUUAGAAAUGCAUAAAUAUUAGAAGUACAUGGAUUCACUUCUUUUCAGUCGAAUCUGAACUACAGUGCUCCAACUUAUUUAGAGUAGAUGCAAUCCCCAAAAUGUAACCGCCGCAUAGGUUGUGGGCUGACUAUUGUUGUGACUAUUUCAGCAGUCACCUAUAAAAUGGCAUGAUUGAAGCUAACUACCCCAGCAACCCUUUUACUCUAACCCCAAACUAAUGAAGCACCAAUGUUCAUGCAUCUCCAGGAUAUUUUUUAUUAUUAUAUUUUUAUCCUGCCUUUCUUCCCAGGAGUUCAAGGUGGCAUGCAUGGAGUCGGAUCUAAGAACUUAGCUGAACUUUGCUGCUUUUGAAACCACAGUCACAACUAGUUUUUCACAUUGGUUUCAAUUGGAACUAAGUGCAACUAAGUAAAUUAGCCUGGACCCAAAUCAUAGUCCUUUUCCCCAUUCCACCAUCUCCAUAUUUUACCCUCACAACAAGUUUGGUUGAGCUGAGAGGUAAUGGAUUGGCUCUAAGUCUCCUGGUGAGUUUCACAGCUGGACCUGGGGUUUCCCCAGUCCUAAUCUAACACUCUAACCAGUACACCUCACUGCCUCUGAGGGAAAUUGGCUUUGCCAAACAUAAUAUGCAUGGUCAUGUUUCAAGAUGCAAGCAAGUCCACUUUUGAUGUAGAAAACACCCUUGCAAGAUGCAUAGCUCUGCUGCUAACCGCUGCAACUUUAGCAGAUUUCUAGCGUGCUGUUUUGCAUUUCGUUGCCUCCCUGUAACAAGCUCUUCCCCUUUGCUUCUUCCAGUUUGGCACGAUGCCUUCUGUGGCAGGAAUGCCUCUGGACCCGGCUCCUGUCACUGUCACCGUGCGGCGGUGCAGGAAGCCUCAGAAGAAGACGAUCUUUAUCCCUGCCCCCUAAGAGGACUGACAACAUGGAAGUAAAGGAUGGCACCUCCCACUUGCCCCUGCAUGUUAUUCCACAUCUCCCCAUAACUGCUGUUUGGUACCU
Podarcis lilfordi (Lilford's wall lizard) is the source of this 8287-nucleotide messenger RNA. The record is from the annotation of a GenBank genome assembly. Lineage: Eukaryota; Metazoa; Chordata; Lepidosauria; Squamata; Lacertidae.